UUUUUUGAAUACCUACAUAAAUUCAAUUUUUUUUUCAAAUGUAUUGAGGUGAAUCGCGGAAAAAAUGUCGGAGGAUUUAAGCCAAAUUCAGCGGAGAUCUUUAUUUUGAGUUGAAAGUCAUUUAAAGAAGAAUUUAGGUACAGGUGUGCUCCUGGAAAGGACAUUUAUUAUAAGUUCUCAGAGAUGACGAAUUUUAGAGAAAAAAAAUCAUGGUUUUUUUCGUUCUAAUCUCUAUCCAACCUACAUCGAAAAAAUGUCCCACUUCUAAAUGAUAUUGAUUCAGCGUCCAGGUAGGCCAUUGUCAGAAUCUGAAGUCCAUCUUUGGAGUUCUACCGAGUGGUUUAUAAUUUGCAAAUUACUUAUUACUGACUUUUCACUAGAGAAGUCGAGUACUGUACUUGUUGCAAUAGUGAAAGUUGGACCGGGGAGUGACUUUUCUUUACGUUUUGAAGGUUUGGGAUCACGGAACAACAAACAACAACGAUACGAUCAUUCCCAAAUAUUCCGGUUUUCUUAUUUAUAAGAUUUAUACACACGUAUUUUUUUUUGAAUUUUUGAUUUAAUUCGAAAGCUGCGAACUUUUGGGUCAUGAUGAUUGUAUUCUUUAGUAGGAAUGGUAGAGUCCUAGUGAGAUUUCAAAUUUCAUCGAGAUCGGUUCAACCGUUUUUUAGGUAAUGAGUGUUGAAAAAUUUUGAAAAAAAAAAUGUUGUCGCUCGAUAAACUUGGAAGCUUUGAGCUUUUGGAACUUUUCAUUUGAGGGAAUCGUUCAUGAACGAAUUGAUUAAUUUUUUGAAAGAACCAUUCGUGCAUGAAUUAAUAAAUUCUUCAAUUUAUGAAUCAAUUCGUUCGUGAAUGAUUCACCAACCACUAAGUAAAUGAAUCGAUUCGUUCGCGAAUGAUUCACCAAAAACUUUUCAAUUCGUUCGUGAAUGAUUCGCCAAAAAUUAUUGAAUUCGUUCGCAAAUGAUUCAUCAAAAAUUAUAUAAUUCGUUCGUGAACGAUUCGCCAAAAAUCAAGUAAAUAAAUCGAUUCGUUUGCGAAUGAUUCACCAAAAAAUUUUCAAUUCGUUCGUGAACGAUUCACCAAAAAUCAAGUAAAUGAAUCGAUUCGUUCGCGAACGAGUCACUUAUACGAAUCGAUUCGUUCGCGAACGAGUCACUUAUACGAAUGAUUCAUCAACUAUUAAUGAAUUCGAUCGCGAGUAAGUCGCCUAGAAAUUACUCAAUUUGUCCCAAUCACCAAUCGAUUGCGAAUGAUUCGAUUCGAUUUGAUUCACUUCUCUUGAAAACGGAUCAAUUCCUAUACAAUAAUUCUGAAACAAUCGUAAAUUAAUUGAUCCGUUUGCGCUUUGCGAUUGCGAAUGAUUCACUAAGAAAUCAAUCAAUUUAUUUAUACAUCAAUCGUUCGUAAAUGAUUCGAUUCGAUUGUAAGCAGACCAAUUGCUUUACACAUGUUUCAAAUAAAGUGACUCAAUUAUUUUGUUCGUAUAAUAUUUGUAUUUGAAGAAAAGUCGGUCUUCUCACGCUUAAAGACUCGGAGAAAUUUCAAAAAAAAUUAGUAACUACGUCCAAAAAUUACCAGUAAUUUACCAUAAAUUGACAGUUUGUUACCAAAAAUUACCGGUAAUUCACCACCAAUUACUGUAACAAAACAAUAACAGUACCUAAUUUACACAACAUUGUCAGUACCUAAUAUACCAAAAAUUACAUGUAAUUUACGAAAAGUAAUCAGUAAUUCACUAAAAGUGACUAUUUGACAAAAAUGAUUGUCAAUUAAAGGUGAAAAAAAAAAGAUUUAAGUGAUCACCCAUUUUGUAAAUUGAGAAUUUCCCUCAAUUUUCUCCAAAAAUUACGUUGAUUUUCAAAGCCAAAAUACCAGAUGCAGAAGGAAACAAAAAGCCAAGCUGAUCGAAAUUCGCUGUAAAAUUUUUAUUUGAUUGUUCAUCUCAAUUUCUUUAUAGGACCCGUUAAAACUAAAAACGUUAAUCCCUUUUCUCAACAAUUUCGAUGGCUCACAAGGAAAAAUUUUUACAUCUCAACAAAAUUGGAAUAAAAUAGGGAAAACUGACGCUCUUGAUCAAAAUUUUUCAACAGAAAAAAUGUUCAUUUCAGAAGACUCCUGUCCUGUACUUGUAUGGAAAAAAUUUCAAUUCGAAUUUUGGCCAUAUUUUCAUUUUUAGAGUUAGGUUUUUUUCGAAUGUGUUUAGAAUGAGAAACUUACAUCUCAAUUUCUCCUUCAAAUUCCAAAAUUAAAUUUCAACCAAUUUCCAAAAUUUGUGCGCAUUUUGGCCUUGCAAAAAAUUGAACCAAUUUUAUUUCUAGCUGGAAUUUUUCAAAAACCCUUGCGUUAUUUUCUCUAUGCCCUAUUUUGUUAACAUUUUGUUGAGAUGUAAGAAUUUUUCCUAUAUAAUGAGCUGUAUCGAAGUAGUUGAAAAAUGCGAAUGAAAUUAUUCGUUUGGAAGCAUUUCACUUUCCUUUUUGGGGUUUGUGAAAAAAAUUAAUACGACCAAUCAAAAAAAUUUUCAGCACAUGAAACUUUACAACAAAUUUCUAUCAACGUUACUUUUUGAAGAAAAUUGAGCAAAAAUUUUCAAAUGAGUGAUCGCUCAAAUUCAUUUUUUUCCAGAUAUUACAAUCUGAUUGUUCAUUUGCUCGGUCCAACUUAUCUCGUGAGAAUUUUUGAAAUUUAUUGGUUGAACUUGUCCCAUGCGUUUGAGGAUUAAACUCUGACAAAAUAUAAAAUCAGAUGUACAUAUGUAGAUACUCGUACUUACUCUUUAACACCCUUCAUGUCAAAAAUUAUUCUGAAUAUCAAAAAAUAUCAAAUAAAUUGAAAAAAUUCACAAUUUCUAAAGUUUUGUGUCGAAUUAUCAAAUUGUCGAACUCCAAAUUUUUGAAUUUUUUUCAUCGUCCUCCCUCUUCCUUUCAGUGAGACACACAUUUCUCGAAAAACCCUGCAGCAUUUUAGUUCGAAAUCACAUCAGAAAUGGUCAUAGAUCAAAUCAUAUACUUUCACAUUCAAUAUAAAAUUCUCUAAAAAAAUUCAAACAUCGCAUCGUUUUGCUUGCUUGUUUGCUUGUUCAAUUAAAUACUCUACUAUCUGUCAUUAAAACCAAACCCACAAUCCCAUGGACUCACGAAGACAGAAAAACAUGGAUUCAAUCAUACAGAAAUUUAAAAUGCAGCUGUAAAUUAUCAAUUUUCAACAAAAAAAUUAGAUUUCUUCAACCAUAAUUUUUGAGCAAAAAUUCACAACUUCGAUGGCAAAAAAUUCAACCAAUCUGCGAAUGGUUCAAAAGAAAGGCCUUCAAGCGAUAACACACAGUGGAAAUCAAACGAACACAUUAAUCACGAUAGGAAAAUGCAAUAAAACGUAAUGGUUUUCUGUAAACAGUCACCCGCAUGUAAUCAAACCAUAAAAUUUGAAUGACAACAACACAUUCGAGUGAUUAUCAAAAAAAAAAAAAAAAAAAAAAUGAAAACAAAUGGAAAAAAUUUGGUCGUAAUAACUAAUAUGGUUAUCACAUUACACCAUUGAAUGUCACCAUAAUGACAACGCCAACUGCUUCACACGUUACCAUCAAAAGAUAAACAGAAUAUUCAAAUUGAUUUACUCAGGUAUUGAUGCGUUUUUCCGCCUAAUUUGCUCUUUUUUUUGUUGAUAUGCCGCGCCGCUGGCUACGCGUGUUGAAUAUUUUAUGACUAUAUAAACGAAUAAUAUGCUCUCCAAGCUAUCAAUGAUUUUCUGCUCGUUUAUCGAUCGUGUAAUGAAUUUCUUCAAAAUGAGUACAAGUCUUGUUGCCGGAUUUAUCAGCAUUUUCUCUAUCUACAUCGUCAAUGGAGCUCCACUAAUGAAUGCUGAUGUUGCCCAACAAGCUCCAGAUACUGACAGUGCUGAUCAUCUGUCAAUGUUCAUUGUCUCCGAAAUCAUGGAGAAUAUGACUCUGAACGAUAUUGGAACUGAAGGAGGAAAUGUUGUUGAUGAAUCUUUGUGCAAAUCAAUACUCACGAUAUUGUCUUCCUCCGAAGAAUCAGAGACAUUCAAAUUAGCAGUCUCCAACAUUAAAGACAUUACUGGGAGCUACAAAGCUCAAAAGACCAUAAUCAGAAAAAUGUCUGCAACUUUACAGUUGUGUCAGCGACUCGAUGUUACUGAAAUUGAUAUUCAAACGUUGAGCGAAAAAUUGGAAAGAACCAUAUUCGAAGAAAUACGAGUAGAAAGAGUUCCUCCAAUAGAGUCUAAUGAAGUGAACGAAACAAAAAAUUCUGAAGUAUCGACGAAUUUGGAUAACUACGUCUUUGUUAAUUCUUCGGAAGAUAAUUUGAAAUCAGACCAUGUGAAUGUGUCGAGAAGUCUGGACGACGAACCCGAACACGAAGACGAAGUCGAGGAUGAUUCCGUCCCGCAUUUCCGAAGUUUAGAAGAGGCUCCAGCAAGAAAAAGUAUGAAAGGGAGGAAUGCAUCGCAAUACUUCUUUCCCAAACCUCUCGUACCAGACUCAGAAGAUACGAGCAAUACUUUAUUGCCUCCUGGUCGCAAGCAGGGCAGUUCAAAUGCCAAGUACGAUGACAUGGCCAGUAAAAUUUUCUUAUUCGAUGGUCACGUAGGCCCGUCAUUCGAUCCAGCUGCUAAAGAAAAAAAGGGCCAAAAAACCAAGUUUCUGUUUAAUAGAAAUCCAUUCACAGAUUACAGCAAAGUGUCCGCAAACCUUGAAAGGAGAAGAAAGGGAUCGAAGAUCAAGAACGUAGAUUAGGGUUAGGUUUUGAAAUAUGCUGCGAAAGGUUGAAGAAACUCUAUUUUAGAGAUUGAUGCUUAAUUCAUGUGAUUUUAGUUUUAGUUAUUUUUUUUCAUCUAACGUUGAAUAUUCCUUUUUUGUUUGUUUUUGUUUUUAAACAAAAUAGAUAAUUUUUCAUAUUUUUUGAA
This is a messenger RNA of Planococcus citri (citrus mealybug), 4923 nucleotides long. RefSeq lists its product as uncharacterized. The record is from RefSeq and is a predicted model, not a curated record. NCBI's taxonomy places the organism in Eukaryota, Metazoa, Arthropoda, Insecta, Hemiptera, Pseudococcidae. Bases 3719 to 4753 code for a protein of 344 amino acids. The transcript is spliced from 2 exons.